Molecule: messenger RNA, 3151 nt
Organism: Misgurnus anguillicaudatus (oriental weatherfish)
Lineage: Eukaryota; Metazoa; Chordata; Actinopteri; Cypriniformes; Cobitidae
Gene: trafd1
Product: TRAF-type zinc finger domain containing 1
Biological process (GO): negative regulation of innate immune response
Cellular component (GO): mitochondrion
Molecular function (GO): zinc ion binding
Source: RefSeq, a predicted model, not a curated record
UUUUUUUUUUCAAAAUUCUUUGACAAAAGGGUCAACUAUACAUAUCAACAUGAAGAUGAUAGUUGGUCCCAUCUUGUAAUUGAUUACAGCAAUAAUUUUCCUGUGUCUCAAAUUUGUGCAUGUUUUGUGCGUAAAUCUGCCAAAUCGAUUCUUUCCAAAGCUGAGCGUCGAUUUUCUCCAAACAAAACAUUCAAACAAAAUCUUAACAAUUUCUAUUUCAUAAUAGUUUGGAAUAAAGGGCUAAGAUAUACAUUGACCUAGGACGGACAUUCUAUAUGCAUGUAAAUACAAUAUCACCAUGAGUUUACUACAUUUAUAUUUUUUUAACUAUGACCAUGCUAAAAUAUUAACAGUGCAUUGUUGUUGCCAUUAAAUUAUUAAAACACUACAGAAUAGACUAAAGAUUCCCGUAACUACAAAUGUCAACGAAUGAAGAGCUUUUAAAACAUACUAUGAUGUAUCUUUUCGCUCUACUAUUUUAUUAAAGCUACUUUUGUGCAGCGUCUCGGUCUUUUAUUUUGAAAAAUAAAUUAUUUCGCACACUCAACAGCUGUCAUCGUUGCUGUUUUCACGGAUACUGCCGCUUGUUGAUACUGUGUCACGAAACGAAAGCUGAGUGAUAAUUGCGAUAGUCGACACAUUAUUAUUUCUGGCCAGUAGUACUUUAUUAAUAGUUUUGUGUAGAUUUACACAGGCCUUUGACUUGAGUCUCAUGGCCGAGUACUGUAAUUAGUUUUAGCUAACCAGCAAUGGAAUCUGAGAUAUUUAGCAACGCAACCGGCAUGUAGUAGAUAUAUAAACCAAGCCACGAUAGCUCUUUAAAACCUUGGUGCCUUUUCUGAUGUUUUGUUUUCAGAAUACUGUUGAAUAUCUUAACAUCUUUGAAUUAUAAUUUUACACUACAUCUUGGACCGAAAAUACGGACGAAAAUUCCUACUGUCACUUACCUCUCUGCAAAACUGCUGCUUCAAGUAAGUUAACAUCAGUCGAUUACAAGCUUCACUAAAAUAAGGCUAUGGCCGAAGAAAACACCCAAUUUUGCAGUAACUGCAAACAUGACAUUCCAGAAGCCAACUUCACUACACAUGAGAUUCAUUGUCGGAGGAACAUUUCUCUAUGUGAUGUGUGCCAGGAGCCUUUUCCUCGCGCUGAACUUGUGCAGCACAAAGAGAUGGAUCAUGCAAAGGAACAAUGCAAAUGUGGUUUAAAGGUAGAGAAGAGGUUCAUGGAGACCCAUCAGAGGUCAGAGUGCAGUCAGCGAUUGGUCCCGUGUCAGUUCUGCGAUCUGGAGCUGGCCUUCUGUCAGUCAAAAGAGCACGAAGAGUACUGCGGGACCCGCACCGAGCCCUGCCUGGUCUGCAAGUGUAACGUUAUGCUGAGAGAGCGAGACGUCCAUCCAGCCCUGUGCGGUAGCCUGACUCCCCCUCAGGAGAGGCACAGUGGUAGGGCAGGGUCCCAGUCUCCUGGAGCAUGGUUUGAGACUCACUCCAUCCAUAACUUGUUGAGGGCCCAGGAGAGGAGCCACAAUAAUAACAACACUGGGGCAGCAGACCGCCGGGGCCCACCAAGACCUUUAGAGGACAGACUUCACAAUAGCACCAGAGGAACAGUGUGGGCAGGAACCCGGAGAAACACAGAAACGAGCCACAAUGAAUUUGCUUAUUUGCUGGAUCAGGAAGCAGAGCUGGGAAACAACAACAACAGUCUGCUGUGGUCACUCGGCCAGCUGCCAGACUACGACUCCUCCAGUCUGGACUACAUGCUGGCCCUCAGCCUGCAAAGUGAAGGUGACUUGGAGGACCCUGGGUGUCAGGAGGGUGUGUGGACCGAUGUGUGGGACAAUCGGCUGGGAAGGACACCAGCCCAUAGCAAUCUGGCUCCCUCCAGCACUAACAACAACAGCACUGCAGCUCCCCCGAAAACCAAUACGGCCCCAGCACAUAGCCCUUCGUCAAGCAUCAUGCUUCCUUGCGAGUUCUGUGAAGAACUCUUUCCGGAGGACGACCUUAUCUUGCAUCAGACUGGCUGCAGCCCUGCCUCUGCUAUUGCUUCGUUCAGUAAACAGGCUCCCUCCCUUCACUAUGAAGAUGUCAUCACUCACGACGCUGGUCAUGUCAUUCCUCCUCGCACAUCCAGUCCACCCACCCUGCCCCUUUCUGUUUCUCCACUCUCAUACAGUUCCUCCUCCAGCCCUGUUGAGGGCGACGUGCUCAUUCCUUGUGAGUUUUGUGGAGUUGCCUUAGAAGAGAAUGUGCUCUUUCACCAUCAGGAUAAGUGUGAUGUCCGGCCUCAGACAGCUUAUUCGAUAGAUGGAGUAUCUCCACGGAAACCACACCACCAAGACGCCCCUGAAAAGAGAUCUCCUGAGAGGCAGAGGAGGGUGAGACAUCAAGCCGACCCGGGUAAGGAGCUUUUUCAGCCGACAGCUCAGGGGUGGCAGAAAGACUCCUCAGGUUUGGACCAAUGGAAGCCCUCAGCCUAUGGUUACACCAAGAACACAAAUGCUGAGCAGCAGGUGAAGAGCAGGAACCAGAGGCGCAAAGUUGUUGAGGCUAAUGCUGUACUGGGUGAUAGCCUCAGGCUCCAUACUGCAGCCACUUCUGGACCUCCUCACAGAGAAAGACUGGAAGUUCGAAGGAGUGAGAAAAAUGCAGAGACACCAAAGGUGCCUAAAAAACAUAAUGUUGAGAAAGAGGAGGAAUAGAGGAUCAACCAAACCUUUGGCUCAAAUUUGUUACCGUUGUUUAUAUUGUGUAUGUCUUUGGCUUGUAAAUGUAUUUGUUUGGUUGCACUAGUUUUUCCUUCUUUUUCUAUGGUGAUUGUAUGUCAUUUUAAAUGUUUAUGAUUUAGGCUUUUUAAUAUUUCAAUCUUUCAAAGACAUACUUAGAGAAAUUGUUUAUUUUAUUGUUAAAUGCACACAAGUUCAAAUAUGCUUGUAUAAAAAUGGCAUUCUUUUGGAUCCUGGCAGUUUUUGCAGUGUACUGUUAUAAAAAAAAUCAUAUUGUGAAUAUUUGAGAAUUGUUUGACCAUUCGGUUGUAAGCCUGUCUCUAUGGUCUUUUUUAAUUGGCUACAUUGUUUUUGAUCACGUAACCAUCACAUGUCUUUACAAUAAAAAGUGGGACAUCAGUCCCAGUGAUUUGCUUUCUCUUA